UGUUACGUCAUGCGACACGUCAUACGUAGUUCCGUGAUCAAUAUCAGCACAGGUGGCGGCGAUAUUUCCAGACAGACGGUUUGGCAGCCUGAAAGGUUCAUCAUGGCCACUUCUGUGCUGAUGACUUUUUUGGUUUUCAUGCUGUUUUCCACAAUAACAUACACUCAUGACAUCAGAGUUCGCCAAGCCUUACUUGCAGUUCCAAAGUCAAACAUCCCCAUACCAACAGAAAGGACAGAAGUCACUCCAGACACAACUGUGAGUGGUUACUCAGCAGAAGACUUUACAGACAGCAGCCAAACUGAAACCACACCAAGUAGUGGGGAGUUGUCUGGAAAUGCCUCUGAUUUUUGGAAUGUGGAUACGAAUGGAACAGAAGAGGGCAUAGUAGAUAAAUACAUCAAUAGCACAGGAACUGGCAACAUCACGGAGUUGGCACUGAACUCCACUGAGCUGUUUGGUAACGAUACUGUCAUUGCUUCUGAUGGGAUGGAAAACAACACGACUAACAUGACGGCUGAGAUAAACACAACAGCCAACAUCACAGACCAGCUUGAGGAAACUGCAGAUAAUUCUACAGAAGUCUCAGUAAAUUCAACAGAACUCACAGCCAACUCAACAGAGUUUCCAGCUAACUCAACAGAGUUUCCAGCUAACUCAACAGACUUCCCAACUGAUUGGACAGGGACCCUCCCUACCAUGAGCCUUGGUACAGAAACCACAGGUUCCACAGGUUAUGGCACAACAGAGAGUUCAACAGCCUCUGUGUACGAGACCACUCAGACCAUGGAGACUUCAACAUUGGAGGAGCCCACUUCCACCAGUCCCAUGUGGGAAUCCAGCACUGCUAUGACCACUCCUCAGACCUCCACAGAGGAGUUGGCUCUCUGGUCAACAACUACUAGUAAGUUCACACCCACACCAACCACUGAGUCUACAUCCACACCUGCUACUGAGUCCACACCUGUAGCUGCCACUGAGUCCACAUUAGGUGCCAUGGAGUCUACACCUGCAGGUGCCACACCUACCACAGAGUACACCUCAACAUCUAAUGAACAGCAGACGACGCCAAUGGAAGCACCAAAGACUGUCUCAGCCAAGGAAGACAACAAGACCGAAGGAGACAAGGAUGAAGGAGGUGACAAGUCAUUCGGAGAGCAGAUCAGAGAGAAACUGAAGUCUCAUGAGGCAAGGUUCAUCCUCAGCAUCAUGAUCCCGGUGGGAGCGGGCGUGGUCGGCGCUGUUGCAAUCGUGGGGUUCGUGUACGGUGUGAAGGCCUGUCGACGCAGGUUCCGCAGGAAGAGAAAGCUAAGGCCAGAGGAGACUAUGGGCAUGGACCGAGUCAUGCUACUGGCUGGCAGUUCUGAUGAAGAAUUCUGAUUGGUUAGUCACUUGCAACUUUUUGACAUCGAUUUCCUGUUGGCCACCUGCUCUGAUGAAGAAUUCUGAUUGUUUACUGCAGCCUUCCAACAUUGAUCUCCCAGAAACUUAGGCCCUUAAGUACAAGUUUGAGUUGAGGAUUCAGUGUUUUUGUUAUAGUGAAGUUUGUUUUCCUGUUUAUCAUAUCCUAGUGCCAAGUGUUCCUGAGUGUUGUAUUAUAGUUAUAAAAGCCAGGUUAGACAAUAGAUGUUUGUAUAGUAUGCCUCUCAGCCAACUUUUGUUUAGACGUGUUUGCGAGAUGUGAGUUUUGGUUGGUGGCAGCUCCAGGAUGUCACCAGUGGGCAAGAAUAGAGAUUAUUGAUCCUGCAGUGCCUUGUGUUAUGUGUGUGGUACGGCUGGUGGCUGCUGUGUGUAGUCAGCAGCUGGAACAGCCUGGGGCUGUGUUGGGCAUAGCAGCAUGGUGAGGUAAUGUGCAAGCAAGCUGGUGAGUUGGCACAAGAGGGAGGGGACACGGCUCGCUGUAUUUUUUGGGCUUGCCAGAUUGCAAGUAGUAAUAUUCUUUUCUGCAAUCUUCUGCAAUCUCAAAUCACAUUGGGUUUAAGCCUUGAUGAGGUUCUUCCAAAGUUCCAAGUAUGCCUUGUAGUUAGAGAACUGGAAAAGCUGUCAAAAGGGAACACAUGGCAAAAAAAGUUUGAUUUCUUGGAAUUACAUGGUGCUUUCUCCUCUGCAAAGCUGUAAAAGCUAAUUGAAUAGAAUGAUAAGAAGAUACUUUGUGAUAUGAACCUCUCAGCACUAAGUUAUAAUAAUUCUUCCAUGUCAAGUAAAGUGAUGGCUUCAUCAGAUUGAGGUUUUGACUGUAUAUUUUUUAAAAGGGAUGUAAAAAUUUGACAAUAAUAUCAGAUGUAUUUAAGCAACUGCUAGUAUUGGACAAAGACAGUUGUUGUGGCUAAGAUAAAAGGAAGCAAUAUUCAGAUGAGAUGAUUGUUGUAUUUAUGAGAUUCAAAACAGAAAAUUGAAAUGCUGGAGAUAAAUGUUGCCGUGAUUCUGGAGUGCAAUGUAGAUACUGUGAUGGUAUUAUAGAAUUUCGUAGGAUGAAACGGGCAUGAAAACUGUUGCAUUUCAUAGUAGUUAGUUUGAUGUGUGGUGUACAUUUCUCUUGCUUUAGUGUUUUGUUGAUGUAAUCAUGAGUUGUCAGUAACAGAAAAAAGGAUUCAAGAAUCCUGUCAAUCAAAAUUAAUGAGAUUUAGACAGUCCAUUCAAGACAUAUCAGAAUCCUUACAAGACAUAUUGACAUAUCAGAAUCCUUACAUUUCAGCUUCCUUAAAAGACAUAUCAGCUUCUGUACCACUACCAGACAAAUCUUUUUCCUUACAUUUCCUUAUGUCACAAGAAAGCUAUGAUGUUAUGUGUCAGUAGUUUGUCCUGCUGGAUUUAAGAUGCUCUGAUGAGUGAUGAAAAUGUUUCUUUCAUUGUUGAAGAUCACUCCAUGAUGUCUGCAGGCCAGAGAAAUGUAUACAGCUAUGUGGCUGUGUCGUGUUGCUUCUGUGGUGCAGAUUAUUGUGGCAAUAAAGAUGACAAGCAUGA
This is a messenger RNA of Branchiostoma belcheri (Belcher's lancelet), 2964 nucleotides long. Its product is annotated as flocculation protein FLO11-like. The record is from RefSeq and is a predicted model, not a curated record. Lineage: Eukaryota; Metazoa; Chordata; Leptocardii; Amphioxiformes; Branchiostomatidae. The coding region runs from base 10 to 1380 and encodes 456 amino acids. The transcript is spliced from 7 exons.